Babjeviella inositovora NRRL Y-12698 is the source of this 1144-nucleotide messenger RNA. It is a transcript of the gene NIT2, whose product is annotated as putative hydrolase. The transcript has a single exon. Gene Ontology annotation, molecular function: hydrolase activity, acting on carbon-nitrogen (but not peptide) bonds, in linear amides. Bases 114 to 998 code for a protein of 294 amino acids. The record is from RefSeq and is a predicted model, not a curated record. NCBI's taxonomy places the organism in Eukaryota, Fungi, Ascomycota, Pichiomycetes, Serinales.
CGGGCUGUGGCUUGAUCACGUGCACAUAUAUUAAUUUCAAAGGGGUAUAUGUGGGGUCGCAAUUCCAGUGCACGUUUCUAUACUUCCCCUCCCCAUUAUUCCAACCCGCAGCCAUGGUUUUAAUUGCUUGCGGCCAGCUUUGCUCUACGUCUAGUUUGGCGGAAAAUGCACAAAAGGCCGUGCGAUUGAUCACCCGCGCCGCCGCUAUGAACGCCAAGGUCCUCUUCCUCCCUGAAGCCUCGGACUACCUUGCGGUGAACGCGAAGCAUUCUGUCGAGAUAGUACGACUGGUACAGGAUUCCCCGUUCAUUCAGGGCGUCCAGAAGACGCUUCGUGAGUUGCAUUCCCAGGGAAAGUCCCUCCACGUCAGUGUCGGGGUGCACGAGCCAUGUGUGGGCGGGGACCGCGUGAAGAACACCUUGUUAUGGAUCAAUGACCAAGGAGUCAUCGAGCAACGGUACCAGAAGUUGCACUUGUUUGACAUCAGCAUCCCCAACGGGCCUAUCUUGAAGGAAAGCAACUCGGUGGAGCGCGGGAACGAGAUCAUACCGCCAUUCGACACGCCGGCAGGGAAGUUGGGGAUGGGGAUCUGCUACGAUAUUAGAUUUCCCGAGCUCGCCUUGAGAUUGAGAUCCUUGGGGGCCCAAAUUUUGACCUAUCCGUCGGCCUUCACCAUGAAGACUGGCGCUGCGCACUGGCACUUGUUGGCGCGUGCGCGAGCUAUCGACACACAGUCGUACGUGGUGAUGGCGGCGCAAGCGGGCACCCACAAGCUCGAAAGUGAGGGAAACGAGGGUCCUAAGACGGCGAGGAUCUCCUACGGUCACGCAUUGAUCGUGGAUCCAUGGGGCACGGUGGUGGCGGAAUGUUCCGACGUGGACGUGGGCGACGAAGACCUCUGUGUGGCGGAUAUCGACUUGGUAAAGUUGGAGAAGGUGAGGAAGGAUAUGCCUCUCUGGGAGCACCGGAGACCGGAUGCGUUUGGGUACGAGGUGUGAGUUAGCGCCGGGUUGGCGGAGAGAUGAAUGUAAGUAUUUUCCAAUAUUUAUGCUUUGGUCACGGAAGUUCAAUAUACAGAGUUGGUUAUCAGCGUAAUUGUCUGUAAGGUCUUGUUUGUAUGCUUAUGAAACAACUUGGAAUCGAG